This is a messenger RNA of Melanotaenia boesemani (Boeseman's rainbowfish), 1556 nucleotides long. RefSeq names its product surfactant protein Bb (gene sftpbb). Gene Ontology annotation, cellular component: lysosome. Bases 102 to 1169 code for a protein of 355 amino acids. The record is from RefSeq and is a predicted model, not a curated record. Lineage: Eukaryota; Metazoa; Chordata; Actinopteri; Atheriniformes; Melanotaeniidae. Gene Ontology annotation, biological process: sphingolipid metabolic process. The transcript has 11 exons.
ACCAGUCAAGCCGUAGUUCCGGUGUGACCCGACAGCGACAACAUCACUGACGUUUUAUAGAAGUCAUCUGCGUUUCAUUCACCCCUAAGCUCCUGGAAACCAUGUCAGCGUCGGGAUUUGUGUUGGUGGUCCUCGCAGUGUGUCUGUGGCCCGGAGACUCCAGGUUUAUUAUUGACCCAUUAUCAUUCGUUGGACGUGAACAUUUGAAGUUGGAUGUCUGUCCAGAAUGCAGCCAAAUCAUCCAGCUGUCCGCCAACAUGAUUUCCAGCAGUGAUACUAAAGUGACUCUGUAUGAAACCUUGCAUGCUUUGUGCCAGCGCCUACCAAACGAACAGGCAUCACAGUGUGAGUCACAGGUGAAGAUAUACCUGCCAAAAGUCCUUCAACAAACACCUGCUCACUUGAAACCAGAGGAGAUCUGCAUGGUUUUUGGACUUUGUGUUUCCCAUGAGAAGGCAGAACCUCAAAAACUUGCUGAUCACACUGUAGACCAAAGCUCAUCCAGCUCUGCACUAGGCUCUGCCACCAAGACCCAAGAGCUGUUCAGCCCAGUUUGCACCCUGUGUUUGUUUAUUAUGAAGAAGCUGGAGACCCUGCUGCCUAAAAACAUGACCGAGGAUGCUUUAAUGAAGCUCAUGGAAGAGGUCUGUGAUCUUGUACCUAAAAGCUACAAAGACCAGUGUGAUGACUUUGUCGACAAAUAUGGUGCAGAGAUUGUGGAAUUCCUUUUAUCAUCAGCUGCACCUCACACGAUCUGCACCCUUUUGCACCUGUGUUUGUUUGGAGAGCAGACUGUACCAGAGGUCCUCCCCCCCUCAGACUGCGAGUCAUGCCGAACGCUGGCUGCACUGAGCCGCCUGCACCUGGGAGUCAAUGCAACUGAACAUCAGACGUCAGCCUUCCUGCAGUCUGUGUGCAUCCAUCACCCAAAUGCCAUCCCCAAGUGUGAAGCUUUCACUAAAAUCUAUGGGUCUCAGCUGCAGAGGGUUUUGGGAAACCAGAUGGAUCUUCCACAUGUUUGUGAAAGAGCCGAUAUGUGCAUUUCAAAGGUGGAGCCUUUGAGAAAGGUUCCCUGUAUUUGGGGACCAAGCUACUGGUGCAAAGACUUGAAAACUGCACAGAAAUGUGGGAAUCAGACCUUCUGUAAGAAAUACAUGUGGAAGAAAUGAGUCCUGCCAAACUGAGUGCAGCUCUGAGACUGCACACAAUGUACUUAAAUGUUAAAUGUUUUACAAAUGCACUGAUCAACCUUUGUUUUAAUCAUGUCACCUGCUAUUUAAACUAACUCAGCAUAAAUUUUAAUGAUAAAUAUUCCUGUUUGCAUGAAGUAUGACAAGAGUGAAGCUGAAAUUCAGUCUGAAAUAUCUGUUUCUGCAGGGCUUAGUUUGGUGAACCGUGUUAUUCGAUAUUAACAAGCUGUCACUAUGAAUGUACAAACAGAAUGAUAUAACUGUCUGCUAUAAAAGGAGCUUUCAAUGUAUUUUACAGUUUGCUUCUUCUGAUUAUAAUUGCUGGUGUAAAUGACCACUUGCAAAUAAAACUGAAGAUUAAGUUAA